This is a messenger RNA of Styela clava, 1564 nucleotides long. Lineage: Eukaryota; Metazoa; Chordata; Ascidiacea; Stolidobranchia; Styelidae. The record is from RefSeq and is a predicted model, not a curated record.
AAUUUACCUUUUCCAGUAUAUAAAACUAUAUAAUAUAUUUCCAAAUAACAUCAAAAACACAACAUGAAACUGUUUAUCGUCCUCUCCUGCCUCGUGGCAGCUAGUCUCGCAUCAGUCCUGACGAUGACGCAUACGGAUUAUGAAUGGGAAGCGUGGAAAGCUAAAUACGAGAAAACCUACUACGAUGAAAAAGACGAGGCUGUUCGUCGUUACAUCUGGGGAAAGAACCAAGCGUUCGUUGACAAACACAAUCACGAAGCCGCCCAGGGAAAGCACACAUACACCGUUGGAAUGAACAAAUUUGCAGACUUGGAAUCGGAAGAAUUCGCCAAAAUCUUUCUCGGUAAGGCACGACAAGGACCAUGGAACACACCAGGCUGUUCUAACUCAAGCAUUUACGUCACCAGCCGUUACUAUGGUGAAUCUCCUACUGAAGUUGAUUGGACGAAGAAAGGCUACGUCACAGGGGUCAAAGAUCAGGCAGCAUGUGGAUCAUGCUGGGCUUUCAGUACGACUGGAUCUCUCGAAGGCCAACACUUCCACUCAACAGGAAAACUCGUUUCUUUGAGCGAACAGAACCUCAUGGACUGCAGUAAGCCUGAAGGAGAUUUCAGCUGUGAGGGAGGACUCAUGGACAACGCUUUUGACUACAUUAUUGCAAAUGGUGGGGUCGACACCGAGGCUUCAUACCCCUAUCAAGCGAUGGAUGAGCAACAGUGCCGCUACACAAAAAAAGAUGUCGGAGCAACUAUGACGUCAUGCGUUGACGUCACACCCCAUGGAGAUGAACAGGCAUUAAAAAAAGCAGUUGGAACGAUUGGACCUAUUUCAGUAGCCAUUGAUGCUUCCCAGAUAUCUUUUCACUUAUACAAAAGUGGUGUUUACAGCGAACCAGGUUGCAGCUCGACUAUUCUCGAUCAUGGUGUUCUAGCAGUUGGAUACGGAACAGACACUAACAGCGGUUCAGACUAUUGGCUCGUUAAGAACAGUUGGGGACUGAGUUGGGGAAUGCAAGGAUACAUUAAAAUGAGCAGAAACGCGAACAACCAAUGUGGAAUCGCUACUUCUGCAAGCUAUCCGGUGGUGUAAGGAGCCAACGGUCACAAAAAGCUACAAGAAUCCCUUCGAUCACCGUAACGUUACUUUGAUGUUUUUAUCAUUCUAUUUUAAAACAAUGUCUUUAAUUGAAAUUUUAUUCAUUUUUUUCGAAUUUUCUCUCCUAAUUAAAUUUGCUAUACUUCUAAUUACACUUCUUUACUGAUAUAUGUAACAAUACGGAAUGAUUUUAUUUGUAUUUUAAUAACACAAAGCUGAACCGGGAAGGGAACAGUAACACUUUAUAUAAAAGGUCAAAGGUCAUACUCAGAGUAAAGUAUGAAAAACAUCGAAAAUAAUAUUCGCCCAUUCAGAACGUUGUUAGAUCAUUUGGGUUGCCUGCUGGCAAUAAUCGUAAAAGAUGUGCUGUGGAUAACAGGUAUCAAUUUGUGUUGUCCUGUAGAAAUUUCGACGGGAUUAUAAUUACAUAUAUGUUUAAUUCUUCAUUGAAUAAAUACGUGUAUUUCAA